AUGCUGCAGGGGAAGAUAAAAAAAUUUAAAGUGCCGCUAGACAAUAGCGUUGAUAAUUUUUUAAAGGACAUAAAAAUAAAAAAAAACGAAUAUGUGUGUGCGUGUGAAGCAGAAGAUCUUGAUAAUAUAAGCUUAAAUUGUGAGUCCAUAAUUAAACUAUUUAAUUUUAUAAAUGAGAGUUAUAGUAAUGUGUUGUUAUUAUUAACCCAGGAAGGAUUUGAUUAUUUAUUGAAUUAUAUAAGGAUAUGUGAUAAUUUGGAUGACUUCGAGCACGAAAAGAUAUUUGGGUGCUUAAUUAUAUUGGCUGAAAAAAGUGUUGAUAUAUAUAAAAAUUAUUUUAAGUGUUUAGAAAAAUGUAAUAAAAAAAAUGAAUGGAAUAAUGGAGUUCAAAUAUUAAAUAUGAUUAUAAAUGAAAAUAAUAAUAUUAUGAAUAUGGUUAUAGAAUGCUUAGAUCAAAAUUAUAAGGAAUAUUAUGCAACCGAUAAAAAGAAUAAAUUUACAUUUUUUGAUUUAAAUGAAAUAUUAAUUUCUUAUUUUAACGCUCUGACAUUUAUAUAUAUAAAUAUAUUUAAUAGUUAUUAUAACAGCAAAUUUUUAAAACAGCAGAAUACAGAAAUAGUUAUAAAUGUUCAAAGGGGAAGAAAAAAAAUAAAAAAAGAUAAUGAAGAAGAGAAGAAUAUUGCCAUAAAAAAUUUAAACUCACUUUUAAAUAAUAUAGUUUUAUUGCUGAGUGUUGUUGAUUUUAAUCUUUUGUAUGAUCAGGUAAAUAUAUCUGUAGUGGAUAUAUAUGUCCAAUUUUUUUUAAAUAUAUAUAUUAUAAAUCAAGAGAAUAAUAAUAAUAAUAGUAAUAGUAGUAAUAAUAUUAUUAAUAUUACGACUUAUCAUGACUCUAUAUCUAUGAUUGUUAGUAAGCUACUAAAACUAUAUAUUAAAGAGGAAAGCACAAAUUUUGAAAAUAAGGAUGAAGAUAAAAAUGAAAUAAUUGAAAACUCAAAACGUGAUGUUAAUGAUAAAAAUAGUGGCGAUAACGAAAAAAGCGAUCAUGUGUACAAUGGUAUAUCCAAUAAUGAACCUAAAAAUCAUCAGAUUUUAAAAGAUAAUGUGUAUGUUGUGAAUUUUUAUUCCUAUUCUUUUACUUAUAUAUUUUUAAAUGUGUGCAAAAAAUGCACGAAUGUAAACGUAUGUGAUUCGCUUUUAAUUGCGAAAAAUACGCCGAUACCUAAAAUUAUAAUAAAAGAAUUUGUUGAUUAUAUAAAAGAUAAUUCCUUGUUAUAUUUAAAUUUAAAUUUGCAAUCGCACUCACAGAACGAAAUAAUAAAUAUUUUAAAUAUUUUGGAAUAUUUGUCUAAAAAUUUAAGUUUGAAUUUGCUGGAUUUUUUGAAAGAUUUUAUAGACAUGCUAGGUAUUGAUAUAUAUUAUAUAAGAAAAUAUAUUUUUGACAUAUUUAAAAAUUUUAUAAUUUUAGCCAAAUCUUGGGAAGAGAUAAAGGAAGCACGCGAUAUUCAGGGCAUGCCCAUUAAAGGAGAUAAAAAUGAGAUGACAAAUAGAAAAGGGAAUCGACGAAGUAAAAUAUAUGGAAUAGAUAGUGAAGAUGAAGAUGAAUUUUUUAAAAGGAAAAAAGGAAGUGGUAAUAAUGGGCAUGCUGAAAACGAUGAAUACAAUAGUAGUUUUUUUAGUUCAAAUGAUGAGAAAGAUGAAGAUAAUAGUGAAAAGGAUGAUGGGGAUUAUGAUUUUAAACGCGGUGGAAAGGGAAAGAGUAAAAAAACAAAGCAAAAAAAGGGGGAUAAAAAAAAUCGAAAUAGUAAUAAACGUAAUAGCAAUGGAGAAAAUGGUACAGAUAAAAAACAAGAUAAUCAAAAUGCAAAGAAAAAAAAAGUUACAAAUUUUUUAAAUAAUCUUUCUUCAAAUGUUAAUGAUAGUAAUAUUAAUACAACUUAUAAAGAUUUAAUAAAUAAAAUAAUUUUGGAAGAUUCUGAAUUUUUACAAUUAUGUUUUAAAGAAUGUUUAAAAAAUAGAUCCUUUAUUAUGAAUGUGUUAAUAUCUAGACAAUAUGAUGCAAAAUUACAUGUAAGAUGUCAUUUAUUAAAAAUAUUACAUGAAUUAAUUGAAAAUAAUUUUAUUCCAUUAAAUUAUUACAAUAAUAUAUGUUUGAUAUGUAGUGAAAGGAUUAAUGACAAGUCACCUUUGGUUAGACAGAGAGCAUUUUCAUUACUUUCAUGCAUAGCUAGCGAUGUAGUAAAUAAUAAAUAUGUUAUUCCAUUAGAUACUAACAAAAUAAAAAGGGAGCUAGUCAGUUUGAACAAAAGAAAAGAUAUGAUAAUUGAGAAAGAAAAUAAAGAAAAGGAUGUAUGUGAAUCGGAAGGUAUAGGAAUGGAAAAAAGGGAUAAGAUGAAUGAGAAUGUUUCAAUCAAAAACAAGAAUAAAAAAAAACAUAUAAACCUUUCGGAUAGCGACAGUGAUGAUGCAAAUAGCGAAAAUGAAACUUGUAGAGGAAAGGUAAAUGAUACAGAAAAAGAUGAUGACAUAGAUAGUGUGGAAUCAUUUUUAAGUGAUGAUAAAAAUAAGAGGAGAAAUAGCAAUGCUAAUAAUAGCAAAUAUGAUUUAAUAAUAAAAAUGUAUAAUGAAGUUUUAUCAAUUUCUAUGAUUGUGGAUAACUGUGUUGACAUAUGUUUUAAACUACUAUACUCUAUAGUGGAUGCAGAUCAAAAAAGUUCAAUAAAAUUUUUAAUUUUAGCACAUAUGUGUGGAAAUAAAAAAGCAGGAGAGCAUAUGAAUAACGUAUGGUCUUUAAUAUUUAGUAACAAUAACAGUAUUAUUGAAAUAAUUAUUAACGAGUUUAUAAAUGUAAAUAUAUGUUAUGAAGAUUACAGAAUUAGUGCAUUUAGGUUAAUUAAUAUUAUAAUAAAUAGCAAAUUAAAAGAUAUAGCAAGUAUCGAAAAGAUAAUAGAAUGCUUAUUAAUGAAUGAAAAGAGCAAUUUAAGUAUAAGUAAAUUAUUAGACGAAUUAUUUAACAUUAUAUUUGUUGAUACAUUUAGUGAAAAUAAGAAUAUGAUUAUAAAAGAAGGUGCAUUACUACUUAUGAAGAUAUUGUGUUAUUCGAUACACACUGUUAACACAAAAAAAGGAAAGAAAGAACAAUAUUUUUUUUUUACUAAUAAAAGAAAACAUUUAAUUAUUUUAUUUAUUAAUCAAUAUAAAGAUAAUAUGCAUUUUAUCAAUCUUUUGAUUUUAAUAUUAAAAUAUAACAAUACAAAUAAAAUUAUACAAAGUCUAUUAAUUAUUUUAUUCAAUUUAGUAUUUGAUCAUAUUAUAAAUGACAAAAAAAAUAGCACAUUAUGCAAUUCUAUAUUUGAUUCUACAGAUAGUCCGCAAUAUAAGAAUAAGAUUUCAAGGAUAAAAGCAAUUAAGGAUGUAAAUGACGAAAGUAAUGGCAUCUUUAAUGGUACAAUUAACCCAAAAAUUAAAAGUGAUGAAUAUGUCGAACAUUUUUAUUUGAAUGAUGACUUAAACGUGUGGCUUAAAUGCUCUCAAUCAAUUGUCGAAAGUAUGUAUGAGCAUUUCGAUGAUUUUAUUGUUAUAUUUACGGUAAAGAUAAAAAAUUUGCUAAAUGGGUUAUUUGGAAACAGUAAUGGAGAGAAUAACUCUAAAAACAUUGAUUACAAAGGAUCCAAACUUAAGAAGAAAACAGAAAAGGGGGAUGAUUUGAACAAUAUACCGUGCUCAACAUUAACAAAAUUUAUUUUUGUUUUAGGGCAUUUAGGGUUAUAUACAUAUAUAUAUGCAGAGAAGGUACAGAACAAAUUAAAAAAAUUGUCUUUAAAAAACGAGAAUAAUUAUGGUAUGUGCACAAAGGAAGAAAAGGAUAGAGAAUAUUUUGAUUACAUAGUUGAGCAUAUGAUUGUGUGUAAUAACUUACUUGGUAAAAAACUAGUACCAUUAUUAUUUUUAAUAAUAAACAACCCUGAGAAAUUUUUUAAUGAGUGUUUAAUUGCAGAAGAAAACAAUAUGUGCGAUGAUAUGUCAAAGAAACAGAAUAAAGAUUAUAUACAUUUUAAUAACUGUCAAAAAAUGGAAGAAAAAAUAUAUAUGUAUUAUGACAUGUAUGCACUUAUAUUUGUUUGUUUGCUAACAUUGUGUAAAUUUUCAAUUAUAUCUCAAAGCUUUUGUCAAAAAAUAAUUAGCAGUUGUAGUAAGAUAUCUACAAUACAACUAAUUGUAUCGAUAAUAAUAGAAGAAGAAAAUCAAAUUUUUGGAAAGAUUGCAAAGUUGUUAUCCUCAAAUAGGGAUAAUAAUAUUGGAAUUGAUACUCAGCAAAAUUGGGAUGAUGAUAAUAUUGAUGAUAAGGAAUAUAAUGGGGAUAAUAGCGGUUAUUUAAGCAUUGAAUAUAAGAGAAGUGAAAAUCAUAAGAAAAUAAAUCAGGGAAAUUAUUUCGAGUAUAUACAAAACACGAUAUUGUAUAAAACAAUUUCAAAUAUACGAAAGAUGUUAUUAAUAAGUUAUGCAGAUUUAUUGUAUAGACAUCCAAAUAUUUUAGAACCAUAUAACAAAUAUAUUUUCAAAGUGCUAAAUGAUAAGGACAUAAAUAUGCGAAGAACAGCUGUCUCUGUUUUUACACAUUUAUUUAUGACUGAUACUGUAAAAGCAAAAAAUACAUUACUUGUACACAUGAUGUAUUUAACCAAUGAUACAGAUGAUAAAAUAUCGAGUGGAUCAAAAUCCUUUUUUUAUGAACUUAACCGUAAAUCAUCUAUUACGUUAGUAAAUAAUAUUUGUGAUAUGGUAUCCGUAUUAGCUAAUAAUGAAAGGAACUUAACAUACAAAAUGAAUAAGGAAAUAUUAGAAUUUUUAUUAUUGUUUAUUAAAAAAAGCAAAUAUAAUGAAACACUAGUAGAAAAAAUAUUUAAAAAAAUGAAAGAAACGAAUAUUAAUAAAUCAGACGCUUUACAUUUAUAUAUGCAAGUGCUUUUAAACAUUCAAAUAGAUGAAAAGGUGUUAAGUAGAAUAAACAAAUGCUUUCCUUUAAUAAGAUACAUUAUAAGGGAAAAUCAACAUGUUCAUGACAAUUUAGUACUUAUAUGCAAAAAAGCAACUGAGAAAAAACGAGGUAGACCAGCAGAUGAAACACAACAUCAGCAGCAACAACAACAAAAAAACCAAGCAAAUGGAAAUGAGAAUGAAAAGGGAAAAGAAGAAAAAAAUGAAAAUGAUAAAUCUGAAAGUAAAAUGAAAGAAUUGGCUGAAGAAAUACUUGGAAAAAUUGAAUCUACCACGAAUAAAGCAAAAAAUUUUGCAAAAGCAGCCAAAAUUAAAAAUGAAAAUGAAGUUAUUAAAAAUGAGGAAGAUGCAGUAGGAAAUGAUGAUGAAGUGUAUAGUAAUGAAGAAUGA
Molecule: messenger RNA, 5385 nt
Organism: Plasmodium berghei ANKA
Lineage: Eukaryota; Apicomplexa; Aconoidasida; Haemosporida; Plasmodiidae
Product: condensin complex subunit 1, putative
Exons: 1
Coding region: 1-5385 (1794 amino acids)
Biological process (GO): meiotic chromosome condensation; mitotic chromosome condensation
Cellular component (GO): condensed chromosome, centromeric region
Molecular function (GO): histone binding
Source: RefSeq, a predicted model, not a curated record